GUAUUACAUAUAAAAAUAAUUUGCGUAAUUCUAGAACAGUUUAACGGCCAACACGGCUCGCAAGAAUUACCAAGAAAUCAAACGAUCACCUAGAUGUAGACUAGAAGUUUUUUUUUAAUGUUCUUUAAAGUUUGCUAACAUUUUUUGGGCAAUACUCUAUCAAGAUGGUUAUUGAUAAUGCAGCUGUUAAGCGUGAAAUGCUGAAAGGAUCAUACAGAACAACUCAAGCCGAUCCAAGAUUUCCUAAUCAAAAUCAAACUAGGCAUUGUUACCAGCAUUAUGUUGAUUUUCAUCGUUGCGAAAAAAAGAAGGGUAAAGGAAAUGACCUUUGUAAAAAAUUCAAGAAGGAUUACCAAAUCAUGUGUCCAAAUGCUUGGAUUGAAAGAUUUGAUACACAAAUCGCUGAGAAUAGAUUUCCAGGAAAAAUUUAAGUUAUAAAAAUUAUUCGUGUAGAAUUAUGUUAAAAUUUAUCAAUAUUAUAAAAAAAAGUCGAAUCUUUUUCUGCUUGUAUAAUUAAUUUCAGUUAAAUAAAUUUAAAAAAUAAAAAAAAAAUA
This is a messenger RNA of Leptopilina boulardi, 554 nucleotides long. RefSeq names its product cytochrome c oxidase subunit 6B1-like. The record is from RefSeq and is a predicted model, not a curated record. NCBI's taxonomy places the organism in Eukaryota, Metazoa, Arthropoda, Insecta, Hymenoptera, Figitidae. The coding region runs from base 165 to 431 and encodes 88 amino acids. Gene Ontology annotation, cellular component: mitochondrion; respiratory chain complex IV. The transcript is spliced from 3 exons.